Messenger RNA from Eupeodes corollae, 2092 nucleotides. RefSeq names its product solute carrier family 66 member 2-like. Bases 1175 to 2038 code for a protein of 287 amino acids. Gene Ontology annotation, biological process: retrograde transport, endosome to Golgi; phospholipid translocation. The record is from RefSeq and is a predicted model, not a curated record. Lineage: Eukaryota; Metazoa; Arthropoda; Insecta; Diptera; Syrphidae. Gene Ontology annotation, cellular component: trans-Golgi network; endosome. The transcript is spliced from 6 exons.
UUCCAAUUUGCUCGUUUGCCUGUCGCACUCGUCGCUGUCUGCUGUCUGUCAGAAUGAAAAGUCGCGCUCAGUAUAAAACACGUAGAUAAAUCGCUACGAAAAAAGAAUACAAUAAAAUUAAAAGAAACAAAAUCCUAACAAAGUGAACGCAAUUCGCAACCAAAAAUCAGUUUCACAACUCAAAAUCGAAAUCCAUUCGAAAUGAUUUGCUAAAAUCAAAGCGCGUACAGCAACAGCAAUAUGAAUCAUAAUUAUUAUCCAAGCUUCUGUGUGCCAUAAAGUAGUGUUUCUGUUUAGUAGGUAGAUAGGUUGGUGUAGGUGGCAGGCAAGCAAGGCAAGCAAACGCGAAGUGAAUUAAUUUCUUUGGCCAAAAAUUAUCAAAAUGCAAAUGAAUUCUUCCUCUCGAGAUUCUUCAGAUAGUGUCAUCGUCGUCGUCGUGUGCUUCUGCUUCAGUUUUAGCUUCUGGUUUUCCAAUGGAGUGGAGACCGUUUCCGUAGUUAGAUAAGCAACAAAAGAUUAAAACACAAAAUUAAUAAAAAUAAAAAUCGUUAUUUUUUUUUGUCUGUCAAGUGAGUGAAUGUCUUGUUUCUUGUUUGUGCAGCUUUUGUGUCGUCGUCGUGAUAAAUUAAAUAAAAUAUAUUAAAUUCUUACGUGUCUGAAUCUGAAUGUUAACGCAUAAAAAUAACAAAAACAAAAAAUCCAUCAAAACAAAAAUAUUUCUUAGCCGUUGUCGUUUUCGUUGUCGUCGUCGUCUCGUCGUUGUCGUCGCACAUAAUUCGUGAGCUUCCUCCAAAUUCAGUAGAUACAGAAUUUUUUUCAACAUAAUAUAGAUUAAUUUUAAAAUAAACAAAUAAACAAACAACUAAAUUCAAUAUCAAGAAAAAGAAAUAAAAUAAAAGUUGUUGCCUUGGCUUUGAGAUUUUGCUUUUAUUUGAAAAAUAAAGACGAAGAAGAAAUCAUUCAUCGUGACAAUCCUUAAACAAUCAAACAACAACGCGUAGAACAAUAAUUGAUAGCAUAGUCGCUGCUGCCGCCGGUUGAAGGAAGGAAACCUUUCGUGUACAUAUAUAGUAGAGGAAUAAAUCGCUGCACUUCUAAGGCUUUUCAUUAAGGAACACUCAGCAAGAGUCUCGCAUUACCAAAAAAAAGCAGAAAACAACAGAAAUAAAACAAAAUGGAUUGGAUUAUCAACGAUGAAUUGGGACUAACAGUAGGUCACUUGGUCGGUUGGGCUGCUGCUUCCGCUAUGGUUGUUGGAGGGGUGAUUCCAUAUGUGCCACAAUAUCGUGAAAUCAAAAAAACACAGGACGCAGAUGGCUUUUCAUUACAUGUUUGCUUCGCACUACUUAUUGCAAAUUCCUUAAGGAUUCUUUUCUGGUUUUCCAAACGCUAUGAGCUUCCUCUUCUUGUCCAAAGUGUUGUAAUGAAUAUCACAAUGUUCCUUAUGAUUCAUCUUUGUGUUAAAGUGAAACGAAACAACGCCAAUCCAGCAAUGCGAGAUCGAGAAUUUGGAGGUGAUGACCACUGUGAUCUUCAUCUGCCAAAGGUGAUUGGAGAUACUGAUGCAGGUGCUGGUGCCUCUACUUCGUCUCCAGAUGCAUUAAAACGUAGUCGCUCAAGACAUUAUUUAAGUGACCUCGACAUGAAGUACUUUUGGGCAUGGACAGAUUUCCAAUCAUAUUUGGAUUUCAUGUUGGUUGUUUGGGCUGUGGGUGCAGCUAUUACAUAUCUGAUGUUGUCAAUUGAUUGGUUUAUGGAGACCGUUGGUUUCUUUGCUGUAUUUACCGAGGCUAUGUUAGGAGCACCUCAGUUCUUACGAAACUUUAAAAAUAAAUCAACAUAUGGAAUGAGUAUACAUAUGGUAGUGAUGUGGACGCUUGGUGAUAUGUUCAAGACUGUUUAUUUUAUUUUAAGAAAAGCACCAAACCAAUUCUGGAUUUGUGGAACACUGCAGGUCAGCUUAGACAUUGCCAUUCUUCUGCAAGUUCACAUUUACCGAAAAAAUUCACAACCACGCAGCGUCCACCGUGGUGAUUAGCAGUUUGCCCCCGAUGAACAACAACAACAACAGCAGCAAAAUCAUCCCCAAUUA